Drosophila nasuta is the source of this 2669-nucleotide messenger RNA. Its product is annotated as zinc finger protein 773-like. NCBI's taxonomy places the organism in Eukaryota, Metazoa, Arthropoda, Insecta, Diptera, Drosophilidae. Gene Ontology annotation, biological process: regulation of transcription by RNA polymerase II. The record is from RefSeq and is a predicted model, not a curated record. Gene Ontology annotation, molecular function: DNA-binding transcription factor activity, RNA polymerase II-specific. Gene Ontology annotation, cellular component: nucleus. The transcript has 2 exons. The coding region runs from base 78 to 1847 and encodes 589 amino acids.
GCUGAUGUCGUAUGUUGGAAAUUUAACAAUUGGAAUUUGUUGACAAUAAUUAAGAUUUCACGUUGUGAGGCGCCAAAAUGCCGCCACACUAUGAGCGCUGUGGCGAGAUCGUAUGGCAGUGCAAACGCACGACACGCAGCUUCGCCUUCAAGUGCAUCUACUGUGAUCAUCAAGCGAGCGCCUUUCACAACUUCAAACGACAUUUGGAGACACAGCAUGCUGAGGAGAUCAAGAUCGAAAUCGAUGUGACAGAAUCAACGGCAAUGCGUCAAACACGAAGCAAUCAACGCGAGCCUAUUGCUACAGCAGAAGCAGAGCCGUCAACUGAACCUGUAAAGCUGGAGGAGAUGGAUCCAUUGGACUGCCAGGAGGAAGCGUCUGAAUCGGAUGCAGACGAGGAGCAGCUGUUCGAUAUGACCAGCUACAGUGACAGUGAAAGCGAAGACGCCGUUGGGCAGCAGCUGGACAUUGCGUCCACAGAUGUUUCACAUUUUUGGCUGAAAGAGCAUCCCAUAAUGCAUGCUCUGAUCGCACAGUACAAGGCAGCUCAGCUGCUGUGGGAUCGCGGUCUGCUCGAGUAUCGCAACUACAAGAAACGUGGCGAGGCCUGUGAACAGAUUGCCAAUCAGUUGAAUGAAGAAUUUGAGCAGCAAUUGAAGCCACAGCAGAUUAACGAACUGACGAAGCAGCUGCGCACCGUCUACGCCGAUGAACAGCGUCGCAGGCAGCGGCAGCCAGCGGACGCUGACACUGCUGAGGUCUGGUACUGCCAAGCGCUGAGCUUUCUGGGCGAGAAUGCGCGCCGCAAAGCGAAUCACACGCUGAAUGCAGCGUUGCCAGUGCCGCAGUUGACGGCGGAGCAGAAUGUGAAGUUCAUUGAGCUGUAUCAACGCUGCCAGCGUCUGUGGGACAUGCAGGACUUGACCUGCCGCCUGCGACAUGUGCGUGUAGAGGCCAAAAACAAGUUGCUGCAACUGUGCCGCACCGAGUUGCAGCUCACGCUGCAGCCGUCGCAACUGCAACGCUACAUCAAGCACAUGCGACGCUCGUUUCUGCAGGAGAAAUCGCGUCGCUACGAGUGCAAGCGGAAAGGACUGACGUACAAGGCACGCGGCGGUUGCUACCAGCAGCAGCUUCAGUUUCUCGACGCGCACAUGCCACCAUUUCAGUGCCAGCACUGCGAUCAGCUGCUGAGCAGCAUGGAUCGCUACAAGGUACAUUUGGCGGAGCACGACGGCAGUCUGCCGUUUAUGUGUCCGUUCUGUGAUCGGGGCUUCACACGCAGCGACAACUGCGUCAUCCAUGUGCGCCGUCACACGCAGGACUUUACGCAGACGUGCGACGAGUGUGGCAAACGUUUCGCCAACACCACCGAUCUGCAGGUGCAUCGACGUCAGCACACCGGCGAGAAGCCCUAUUGCUGCGAUGUCUGCGGCCGUCGCUUUGCCACCUGCUCGUUCUUUGAGCGCCACAAACGGCGCCACGAACGACGUCCAGCGGGCAAGUGUCAGGUGUGCGGGAAGAUCUUCUACGAGAGGACGCGACUCAACGAUCACAUGAAGGGACAUCUCAAUGUGCGCGACAAGGUGUGCGAUGUGUGCAACAAGGCGUUCACCAGCGCCAAAUAUUUGCGCCAGCACAAGGAGAUUCAUGCCGCACUCAAGCGCUACAGCUGCAAGGUCUGUGGCAAGCGAUUCGCUCAAUAUGCCGGACUCAAAGGACACAUGAAGUCGCAUGGCGGUUCAGUUCGCAGCGUGGCCAAGAAGAAGGAAAAUGAGAUGGAGGAGCAGUUGGAGGUGGUGAAAGAAGAGACUUCUUUAGCAUCCCAACCAAAUGCAAUCAAUUAAGUUGUAUAGCAAAUGUUGCAUUUAACUGCAAUUCGCAGUUAAUUCCCAAAUCUAUAGCAUACUUCUUAGAGCUAUAAUCAAAGAGAAGCCAUGAAGGCAACAUUCUUUAAUUUUGAGUAAUGACUCAUGUCGUCAAAAGAACUGAGAACUCUGUCAUUGUGAUUGAUGAAUAAUUUAUCACUUGUUAAGUUUGAAAAACCAAUGAAUCUUAUGCAAUUCUGAAUUAAUUCUAAGUGUAAAAAAAUAAAGAAAGUUGUACAGGAUCGAAUUUGAAAUUGAUAUACUGAUCAUUGAUCAUUGAUCAGAAUGUCCCAUUUACUUUAAAUAGAAAUUAUGUGCUCAAUCUUAGCUAACGCAUUUAAGUAAAUUGCAUUUAUACUAAAAGCAAAUAGUGAAAUUUACCCAGAAACACACAAUAGAUAUCGAUCGAGGCUAUCAACCUGUAAAUAAGUAUUCCACAACUUAAUUAUACCACAAUUCUUUUUAAAACUUUAACUAACUAAUAUAAAUAGUUUCUUCUAUAUAUAAUUGCGAAUCAAAUUAUGUAAAUCGCAAAAUGGAGCUUAUUUACUCAAAUACUCGAUUUAGCUUAAAGCUACAUACAUAAGUAUAAAUAUUAGAUUAAACGCACAAAGAGUUUAUUUUUAUCGAGUCGGCAAUAAUAUAUCAUAUUAUAGAUAUUAUAUUAUUAUAGUACAUAGUUAGAUCGAUUUGUAUGAAAAAUGAAGUUAAACCCACAACACAGCUGUUAAGUUACACCACUUAUCUGCUUAGCAAAAGUGUUGUACAAUCAGAGUGACGUUUGAAAUAAAAAUAAAUCGA